GUGGCCACAUAGAUGGCCUUAUGGUUCGCAGCAGCGCUUCGUGAGACCAACUAUGAUGACACCCGAAGAAGAGACAUGGAGGAAUAAGCGAGUAGAAUCAGUGGGAGUCAGUGGCAUGAUCUAACAGGGUUGGAUCAUCGUCGAGAUAUCACUUUGUGUCAGUCGUGAAGAUCUUGCAGAAAGUUCGUGCCAUGCGGCCGUACUUCAUCAUCCUGAUCUUUCUCGCGAGUACGGUGCUCGCGAGGUACUACGAAAAGACGCGUUUUGAUCGAUCUAUUCAUAACGAACACGAAGUGAGGAAUACAGAAAACAAUAACAUAGAAAAACAAUGGUCUUUCACUGACGAAGUAACGCAAUUCGUUGCAUACAAGAGCAGGAAAGAAAACGACUGCUAUCUAGAAAAUAUAAAACAAAGUCAAAAUGUAUCACGUAAGAAACGGCAAUCUAAGGUUCUCUAUGCGUCGACACUUCUCACAAAACUAGAGGCGUGGAGACUUGCUGGAGGCCGAAUCAUUGAUUUUUGCAACGGACGCAGUAUCAUCUUGCUACAGAUAAAUAGACCCGUGCCUGGGCAAACUCUCGAUCCAUUUCUAAACGAAAUCCCUGUAGAUGAGAACGAUAUUUCGUCUAGACGAGUAGCUGACGUGGUUUUAACGCCAUUGAAAGCUCGGAGGAAGAGGCAGAUCCAACUCGAGCGACGGGAGAAAAUGAACAAAAAUUUCAAUCGAAUUCGAGAACGUCGACAGACGCAUCAGUUUCGAGGAAAAUUUCGCGGACAAACGCAAUCUCAAUAUUUAAAUCUCGGUAACGAUGAACAGAAAGAAGGCAAAGCGGAAGCUGAAGCCACUCAGCAAUCUUCGCGCGCCGUAGUUAGCGGUAGUCGUGGUAUAGGUCAAGCGCAAAGUAUGUCGUCAGGUGGUACCGGUUGCGAAGAUUGUCCUGGAUAUCCUGGAUAUCCCGGCGUCGAAGGAGAUAAGAUACAAAUCACACCUACAGGAAUACCUGGAGUACCUUAUCCUGGUGGUGUUAUUCCUGGACAAACAAUAUAUCCAGGUGGAGUAGUUCCCGGAGGAAUUGAUGCCAUUUCCGGAAUUCUUCCUGGAAGUAGACCAAGAAUUUAUCCUAAAACUGAUCAACCUGGAAUUGUAACACCAGGAGGAGAUGGAACGUAUCCCGGAGGUGUUCGACCUGGUACUAUAAUUCCAGGAGUUGACGGAACGUAUCCUGGAGGAGUUCGGCCUGGAACCGUGACACCAGGAGUCGACGGAACGUAUCCUGGAGGUGUUCGACCUGGAACCGUAACACCAGGAGUCGACGGAACGUAUCCUGGAGGUGUUCGGCCUGGCACCGUGAUACCAGGAGUUGACGGAACGUAUCCUGGAGGAAUUCGGCCUGGAACCGUAACACCAGGAGUCGACGGAACGUAUCCUGGAGGUGUUCGACCUGGAACCGUAACACCAGGAGUCGACGGAACGUAUCCUGGAGGUGUUCGACCUGGAACCGUAACACCGGGAGUCGACGGAACGUAUCCUGGAGGAAUUCGGCCUGGAACCGUAACACCAGGAGCCGAUGGAACGUAUCCUGGAGGCGUUCGGCCCGGAGUUGUAAGACCGGGAGGUGAUAGAACGUAUCCUGGAGGCGUUCAGCCCGGGGUUGUGAGACCGGGAGGUGAUGGAACGUAUCCUGGAGAGCAUAGACUAUAUCCAGGAGGUGUUCAACCUGGAGUCCAACCGGGUGCCUAUCCUCCUGGAGGCGUUGUGACUACUUCAGUGACAACAGACGCUACUGCUAAAAUUUACCCGGGUGGUACCGUACCCGGAACAGUCUUUCCCGGUGGAACAUAUCCAGUAACUCCUGGUAUUUAUCCGGGAACUGGAGUCUAUCCUGGUGGCGUCCAACCUGGUACCGUGCCAGGAACGUAUCCUGGCGGCGUUGUUCCAGGAGGUACAAUAACUCCGGGAGUUUAUCCUGGUACUGGACAGCAGAUUGGCGUUGUCCCAGGUGGAACAACAGAUCAAGGAGUUUAUCCUGGUGGUAGACAACCACCUGGGGUGCAUUAUCCGGGAGGUGUUGCGCCAGGUACUGUGCCAGGGGGUGGAGGUGGAGGUCCUGGUGUAGUCGCAACUACAAGUACCGUCGCUGGCGCUGGUACACAAGUAAUAACCUAUCCAAGCGGUCAGCCAACGGAUGGCCAAGUGGUCUAUCCAGGCGCUGGUGGUAUCACGCAACCAGGUAGAAUUCCUGACGGAACAGGCGGUGUACAGCCUGGUGUCAAAGUUACACAUCCAGGAGGUGUCACAUAUCCUGGCGGCACACAACAAAUCACUUCUCCCGGUGUCUAUCCUGGUCAAGGAAUCUAUCCCGGUGGAGGUCAAGUACCGACAUAUCCAGGCGGACAAUAUCCAGGCGGGCAAUAUCCAGGCGGACAAUACCCAGGCGGACAAUACCCAGGCGGGCAAUAUCCAGGCGGGCAAUAUCCAGGCGGACAAUAUCCGGACGGACAAUAUCCGGGCGGACAAUAUCCAGGCGGGCAAUAUCCAGGAGAGCAAUAUCCAGGCGCAGAUACCAGAGUGCCUGGCAGAACAGGUGGCGUUCAGUAUCCAAUAGGUACACCAGGUCAAACAAUUGGAGGAAUUACUGGGCAAUAUCCUGGACAGUAUCCAGGCGGAAUUAGUGGCCCUGGUGUAGGUACUGGUCAAUAUCCAGUGAGACCUUAUCCAGGAGAAGUUGGAACUGUCGGUACCGGAGAUUCGCAAUACUAUGCGCAACCUGGAAGACCAGGUGGACCGGCGGGUGUGCAAGAUGACGGCGCCGAGUCGCAGGCGUCGAGUUCCGUGCAGCAGGUGGAUUCGGGUACUCAAGCGAGCGCCUCGGCGCAAGGUAAAUACGGCUCGGGCACGGCUCAGUCACAAGUGACGGGCACGUACAGCGGCUCCGGCAGCUUUUCGGCCCAGGCCGGUACCAGUGACGUGAAUAAAAGCGUUCAGACCGAGAUCAGUGGGGACAAGGACGGAGCUGCUAGCAACGCGCAAGGCGUCGCCGGUCACGGGAAGAGUCAAGCGCAGGUACAGCUGAAUUCCGAUUCCGGGGCCACUUCGACAGACGCCCAGAGCAGCGGUUGGAAUCACGGUACCAAUUCUCAAGUGCAGGCGAGUUCCAAGGGCGGAAUGGCGGAUGCUCAAGCCAAUGGCGAAGGCAGUACUUCCAGCCAAGCGCAGAUUGGUUUUCAGCCGUACUUGAAAGACGAAGACGAAAGGCUGGAGAAACAGGCAACGCCGUUCCGCGGCAGCGGUACGGCGACAGCUCAGAGCGGUACACAUCGCGGCCAGUCCCAGUCGCAGCUGCAAGGUUCCUUUCAAUACGGAAUUACGUACAGCGGUGCGGCGCAAGCUGGAUCCGGAUCCGGCGCUGCGUCCUCGCGGAAACCCUUCAAUUUCAGCAUCGCCGACACCGAGCUCUUCAAGCCGUUCAAACCGGAUCCAGCUGUAAGAAAACCGGUGCACAUUGACAGUGGUGGACAGUCAAAUCCGUCGGCAAGUCCAAACUAUGAAAACAGGCAAGGCAAUCGCGACCAAGGUUUUCAAAGCAGUUCGACUUCGAGACAGACUGUCAUCGUGAGUUCCAAGGAUAAUCUAGACGACACUUCCGGCAAGAAAGUAUUGGCUACGGAGAAGCCGCGAGCAGACGAUGCAACGUACGAGGAUUACGACGACGAGUACACGGACGAGGAUGAUUAUUCCACGGCGAAUCCGAGAUUGACGAUUCAAGAAAAGUUCUCGAGUAAUUUUCCAGCCCCGGGCUCGGAUCAUCAAAAACCUAGUAAAACUGUCCAGCAGCAGAGCCGCAGUCAAUCACAAACGAUACAGAUCGCCAAGGGGAACCAGUAUGACGUCCACGUCAGUCAAGACUCGAGUGCGCCGCGAACAGGCGACAUCCUGCAGCCGGGACAAUCCGUAUCGGGAUACACCAUCCCGCCUGGAUUUCGUGGAAGAGUAACGUCGACUGCCGGUACCGAGACCAUUGCCCAGGGCGACGGCGGAUCUCAAUCGCAGACUGUGUCCUUGGUGCCGAAGGAUUUGAAUAGCACCAAAUCGCCCGGCACGGAGACCAGAUCGCUUCAGACCAAUCAUGAGCGUUACGUCGGCCGGCACGCAUCGAGCAGUAAGAAUCAAGAACCUUCUGCGAAUCAAGGAUCUUCUGUUAAUCAAAACGUAUCUCCCGUUAAGCACACGAGACCUACUCCGGCGGUAGCUAUAAAACCAAGUUACUAUACCGUGACCAACAGUUUUGCCGGCAAGAUGAACGGCAACAAUGAGCCGCGUAAGUACGAGCAUCGAUAUUACACCAAGAGCUCCACUUGCGGAUACUUCACGUUCUCCUGCAACGUCGUGUACGGUUCCAACGGCAGGACGAAGAUCUGUAAGCCAAAAGUGCCAACGUAUCCCGACGGCACGCCUAUGAAAUGUUGAAUGACCAAGAUAUAUCUGAUGAAACGCGCCGAUAAUUAUUUUGCAUAAUCGCUUCCGUAAAACAUCUCGCGUUGAAUCGUUUUUCUCGCCUGUUGUGUAAUCUGGUGAAAUUUAUGUGACCUGCUUAAGUGAUAGAUUAGAUCAUACUUGACUAAUGCUUUUGCACGCCUCAUAACUCACUAUACUUAUUCUAUCAUAAAUUCAAAUAAUACAUUCCAUUUCUUGAGCAGCUUCCUGUAAGUAAAAUAAGCGUGAAAAUAAAAUAAAUACUAGAAAAUAAUAGAAAACUCUCGAUCUUAUGGAUCAGUAAAGACACCAAAACUUUCGAAAAAUUCAUAGGAUUGAAAGUUUUAAAUGUCUUAUAUAUAUACUUAAAUAUAUACUUAACAUUAUAAUUUUUUGAUUGAGGUAUGCCAAAUUGUUGACUGUAUAGUAAACAUGUUGCUACAUCAAUUGCUGCUAUUUAUU
Molecule: messenger RNA, 4937 nt
Organism: Linepithema humile (Argentine ant)
Lineage: Eukaryota; Metazoa; Arthropoda; Insecta; Hymenoptera; Formicidae
Product: collagen alpha-1(III) chain
Biological process (GO): extracellular matrix organization
Cellular component (GO): extracellular matrix
Source: RefSeq, a predicted model, not a curated record